Molecule: messenger RNA, 300 nt
Organism: Triticum turgidum subsp. durum (durum wheat)
Lineage: Eukaryota; Viridiplantae; Streptophyta; Magnoliopsida; Poales; Poaceae
Source: the annotation of a GenBank genome assembly
AUGCAGGAGCAGAUUACAAUGAUCGGGGACAUUUGUAAGGAAUCACAUUCGUCGUUUCAGUCGUUCUUUAAGCACGAUGACACCACCUAUGUUGCAUCUGUUAUGAAGGAAGCAAUUGCUUGUGGUGCAAUAGAAGGCAGCGAUGAGCACUUCAUUGCCUCUGAGCUUUUCAUCAAGAGAGAGCAAAGGGAGAUGUUUUUGAGCAUGAGUGUUCACACUCGUUUGGGUUGGCUAAAGAGGAAGUUCAAUGUCAAAUGUCAUCUGACAGUGAAAGUGACAAUGAAAACUAUUAUGAAAUGA